This is a messenger RNA of Monopterus albus (swamp eel), 1271 nucleotides long. RefSeq names its product rho GDP-dissociation inhibitor 1-like. Gene Ontology annotation, molecular function: Rho GDP-dissociation inhibitor activity; protein binding. Gene Ontology annotation, biological process: Rho protein signal transduction. NCBI's taxonomy places the organism in Eukaryota, Metazoa, Chordata, Actinopteri, Synbranchiformes, Synbranchidae. Gene Ontology annotation, cellular component: cytosol; membrane; cytoplasm. The transcript is spliced from 6 exons. Bases 132 to 749 code for a protein of 205 amino acids. The record is from RefSeq and is a predicted model, not a curated record.
CCUGUUCCCGAAAACGUGUUGCGCGUGCGGCGCACGGGGCGGGGUCGUUCCCUUGUUCGCCAUACUUGCACAGAAGCUCGGAGAAAUAGACGCACUUACGGCUAAGACACUGCUGCAUUUAAUAUAACGACAUGGCUGAGGAUGAGGUGACUCCGGAGCAGCUAGCAGCCAUUGCCGCCGAAAACGAAGAGCCAGAGUCGGUGAACUACAAGCCACCUGCCCCGAAGACAGUGAAGGAGAUCCAUGAGCUGGAUAAGGACGAUGAGAGCUUAUGCAAAUAUAAGGAAGCUCUGCUCGGCACUGUGGUCACCGAAGCUGUCUCAGAUCCUAAUGCUCCCAAUGUUCAGGUGACCCGGAUGUGUCUGGUCUGUGAAAGCGCCCCAAGCCCCCUGGUCUUGGACUUGCAAGGCGACCUGGAAGCCUUGAAGAAGCAGGCAUUUGUUCUGAAGGAGGGGGUUGAAUACAAAAUAAAGAUCAGCUUUAAGGUGAUCAGGGAGAUUGUUUCGGGUCUGAAGUAUGUUCAGCAGACGUACAGGAAAGGAGUGAAGAUUGACAAAUCAGACUACAUGGUGGGCAGCUACGGGCCACGUCCAAAUGAAUAUGACUUCCUGACCACGAUGGAAGAGGCUCCUAAAGGUAUACUGGCCCGCGGCAAUUAUGUCAUCAAAUCCAAGUUUACUGACGACGACAAGCACGACCACCUGUCCUGGGAGUGGAACCUCAACAUUAAGAAAGACUGGAAAGACUAAAAGAGGCCUUUGUGUUUGGGGGAGGGGGGCGAGGGAACUUAACUCCCUCAGCCGCUCCCCUCAUCCCUGCCCUGUGUCCACCAUUUCUGCCUUUGUUUUUACUUUCUUGUGCAUUUCAUGUUCUCAUGCCUUAGUUCUCGCCUGGCUGUCUUUAACACCCUGGUGUCUGACCCACCUGUGUCGGCAUCGGAACCCAUGCAGUGCGACGCACACGAGCUGCCUCUGUUCACCAACCUGUCAUCCUCACUUGUGCACCCCCACUGAGCUGUGCCAUGUAGCACCUUACUCCCUCACUCCCAGGCCCUCUUUUAUUUUGUCUCCUUGUUUUUUUUGCUGCUUGAAGAGAUUAACCCUGCUUUCCACCUCUCCAGAACGGUGUCUUCCUCUCUCAGUAUGAAGUACAUACAUGUGGAAAAGCAACUGUACAAUCAACUUUUGUUUGCCUUUUUUAUAUAAUUGUAUCAAUGGUUGUGUAAUGUGACUGUAUUCACAUCACUGUUAAUCAGCUCGUGUUCAUAGCAG